CUUUAAUGAGUUCCCAUCGUCUCCUUCCACAUUUGUGACAUUUGAACUACAACAACAACAACCAACAAACAUGCUCUCAAACCAUUUGUGUCUGCUUCUUUAUUUGUUCCUUCUGCCUUUCACCUUGUUACCCGGCGUGCAGUGCCAGCAGGGAAGUGACUUCGAUAACCCCCUUGUUCUGCCACGUGUCACCCAUCUCGUGUAUGCUCAAAUCUCCAACUUGACCUCUCUUCUCAAUAACCAAAUCAACGCUCGCUCCAGUUUUUGCGUCAAAGAUCCGGAUGCUGAUUGGAAUAAAGCAUUUAAUUUUUCAUCUGAUUUGGGCUUUGUAUCUUCUUGCAUUCUGAAGACUGAAGGAGACAUUACUCAACGUUUGUGUACAGCAGCAGAAGUGAAGUUUUACUUAAGUAAUUUAUUGGAAAGAUCUACAAGUGCCAACUAUUUAAAGCCUAACAAAAACUGCAAUUUAACCUCAUGGGUCUCUGGUUGUGAGCCGGGAUGGGCCUGUCGUGUUCACCAAAGCCAGCAAGUUGACCUUAGAAAUUCACAAGAGAUACCUGCCAGAACUACAAACUGUCAGUCAUGUUGUGAGGGGUUCUUCUGUCCUCAUGGCAUCACAUGCAUGAUACCUUGCCCUCUAGGUUCCUAUUGCCCUCUCGCUACACUCAAUAAUGCAACUGGUGUAUGUGAACCAUAUCUUUAUCAACUGCCUCCAUUGCAGCCAAAUCAUACCUGUGGAGGAGCUAAUAUUUGGGCUGAUGUUAGUAGCAGUAGCGAGAUAUUUUGUUCGGCCGGAUCGUAUUGCUCCACCACUAUCAAAAGAAUCCCUUGCAGUAGUGGGCAUUACUGCAGGAUGGGUUCUACAUCUGAGACAAGAUGCUUCAAGUUGAGUUCAUGUAAUUCAAGCACUGUGACCCAAAAUGUGCAUGCAUAUGGAAUUAUGCUCAUUGCUGCUUUGAGUACUUUGCUACUCAUUAUCUACAGCUGUUCUGACCAAGUUCUUGCUAUCAGGGAAAGGAGAAUGACUAAGUCUAGAGAAGCAGCAGCCAGAAGUGUAAGGAAGACUGCAAAUGCACGCCAAAGAUGGAAAGCUGCAAAAGAUGCUGCUAAGAAGGGUGCAAGUGGACUGCAAGCUCAACUAUCACAAACAUUUUCUCGUUCAAAGGACUUGGUAGACCCUGAAGAAGUUAAAAUUUUGAAUCAAGCAACUACAGAGGCAGAUAUUGAAUUGUUUUCAAAUUCACAUCCUAUUAGCUCAACCAUGGUUGCUAGUUCAUCCGCAGUGCCAAAGGAGAAGGGAAAAGGACCCAGUGAUCUGAUUCAGAUGAUACAUGAAACAGAAAAUGAUCGAGUUGUUAGUAACAACAUUCAUGUUGAAAUAGAAAAUAGCGAUAAAAAUGUUGCAGCACCUAAGGAAAAACAACUGCAUACACAUAGCCAAAUUUUUAAGUAUGCAUAUGCUCAACUUGAGAUAGAGAAGGCUCAGCAGCAAGAAAACAAGAACCUUACCUUCUCAGGAGUAAUUAGUAUGGCUACCAAAAGUCAACAAAAAAGUAAAAGGCCUUUAAUUGAAAUAUCUUUCAAGGAUCUAACUCUCACUUUGAAAGCACACAAUAAAGAUAUAUUGAGAUGUGUUACAGGUAAAAUUAAACCUGGCUGCAUCACUGCUGUCAUGGGUCCAUCAGGUGCUGGCAAGACAACAUUUCUUUCAGCUAUAGCUGGGAAGGCAUUUGGAUGCAAGGUGACUGGUUCCAUUUUUAUAAAUGGAAAGAAUGAAUCAAUUCACUCCUUUAAGAGAAUUAUUGGCUUUGUGCCACAAGAUGAUAUAGUUCAUGGAAACCUUACAGUGGAAGAAAACUUCCGGUUCAGUGCACAGUGCAGGCUACCUGCUGACUUGCCAAAACCAGACAAAGUUCUGAUUGUUGAAAGAGUUAUUGAAUUCUUGGGGCUUCAGUCUGUGCGGAAUUCUUUGGUUGGAACUGUAGAAAAGCGAGGGAUCUCUGGAGGCCAAAGGAAGCGUGUAAAUGUUGGAUUGGAGAUGGUCAUGGAACCUUCACUCUUGAUCUUGGAUGAACCCACAUCUGGGUUGGAUAGUGCAUCAUCUCAACUCCUUCUUAGAGCACUAAGACGUGAGGCUCUUGAAGGAGUGAACAUUUGCAUGGUGGUUCACCAACCCAGCUAUGCUUUGUUUAAGAUGUUUGAUGACUUGAUACUCCUGGCAAAAGGUGGUGUUACUGUAUAUCAUGGAUCAGUCCAGAAAGUUGAAGAAUACUUUGCAGGCCUUGGGAUAACUAUCCCAAAGCGCAUUAAUCCUCCAGAUUACUUCAUUGACAUUUUGGAGGGCAUUGCAAUGCCGAGUGGAAGUUCAGGAGUGAGUUAUAAAGAGCUGCCAGUUAGAUGGAUGCUUCAUAAUGGAUACCCUGUACCUCUUGAUAUGCAGAAGAAUUCUGCACAAUAUGAUACAUACGUAGCUACAAACCAAGUAAAAGAAAUGGAUGUUGAUGGCUCUAGCCAUGAAGAAAGAAGCUUUGUUGGAGAAUUAUGCCAAGAUGUAAGAAAUGUUAUGGAAUUAAAGGGGGAGAAAAUAAGACUCAAUUUUUUAAAAUCAAAUGAUUUAUCUGACCGUAAAACUCCUGGUAUAUUCAAGCAAUACAAGUACUUCCUGAUACGGGUCGGGAAGCAGCAAUUACGAGAAGCAAAGAUCCAAGCUAUAGAUUAUUUAAUAUUAUUACUUGCUGGAGCCUGCUUAGGAUCACUUUCAAAGGCAAGUGAUCAGACCUUCGGUGCAGCUGGAUACACCUAUACGGUGAUUGCUGUAUCUCUUUUAUGCAAAAUUGCCGCCUUGAGAUCAUUUUCUCUUGAUAAAUUACACUACUGGAGGGAGAGUGAUUCUGGCAUGAGUAGCUUGGCUUAUUUUCUCUCUAAAGACACAAUGGAUCAAUUUAAUUCAGUGGUCAAACCUGUGGUGUACCUCUCUAUGUUCUAUUUCUUUACAUAUCCAAGAUCAACUUUUGCAGAUAAUUACAUAGUGCUGCUUUGUCUUGUAUACUGUGUGACUGGCAUUGCAUAUGCAUUAGCCAUAUUCUUUGAACCUGGUGCAGCACAGCUAUGGUCAGUACUUCUACCGGUUGUUUUGACACUUAUUGCAACACAACCAAAAGACAGUAAAUUUUUGAAGGGUAUAGCUAAUUUAUGCUAUUCUAAGUGGGCAUUAGAAGCAUUCAUAAUUGCAAAUGCUGAAAGGUAUGAUGGAGUGUGGCUCCUAACUCGUUGUGGUUCACUAAUGAAAAGUGGCUAUAAUCUUCAUGAUUGGAGUUUGUGCAUAUCCAUCCUCAUUCUUAUGGGGGUAAUUGCUCGGGCAGUAGCAUUUUUCUGUAUGCUUACUUUUCAAAAGAAGUAAGGCCUAAUCUGCGAGUUAUUUACAAAUGGAGUGUGCAAAUUGGAAGGAAAGCACGUGUUUCAUGUUCAAUUGCGUUAGGAUUCUCAGCAUUCAAGAAUGUCUGAUUAAUUUUCGGGGCUAAUGUUGAUUAUUUGACACGAGAUCGUGCGUGUUUCAAUUCUUAAGAUCAUAUUAUGUAUAGAUAUUCUGCCUAAAUUCAUGAUCUACUAUUUUGAUAUGAUACGUUUGUAUAUGGCUAGUUUUAGUGUGUUUGUUAUAGCAAUGUAAUAGUAUUUAAUGCUAUAAUCGAUCUUUUCAUGUUUUU
Abrus precatorius (Indian licorice) is the source of this 3704-nucleotide messenger RNA. RefSeq names its product ABC transporter G family member 24-like. The record is from RefSeq and is a predicted model, not a curated record. Bases 71 to 3400 code for a protein of 1109 amino acids. Gene Ontology annotation, molecular function: ATP binding; ABC-type transporter activity; ATP hydrolysis activity. Lineage: Eukaryota; Viridiplantae; Streptophyta; Magnoliopsida; Fabales; Fabaceae. The transcript has 14 exons.